AUGGCCUCCGCUCAAGCUCCGGGUUCAUCUGCGCCUUCAUCCAAUAUAAACUCCCCCAUUAUACCGCCCAGCAAUGGCCCCCUUCUCAACGGCGCACUAUCCGAUCUGAACUCGCGCUCCUCUCCCGCUCCAGGAAGCAAUGCCUCGGUACAAGGCGAUGCGCGAGCAAAGCGGAAUAAGCGCGACAGUCGCAAGAAACGAGAAGCAAAAGGCCUAGAUACUGAAAGCGCACCACCACCCAAGAAACGCGCCGCUGCAGCCAGCCUCGCCAUCUCCAGCUCCAAUCUAUCUAUCCUCCGUCCCCUCUUACUCGCCGAGCCGCGCUCUUCAGACAGAUACCCGCCACAACCACGCCAACUCAGCUACGUCACCAAAAAGUCCUCCGCUGUGCUUGGUCAAAGCUGGGACUUUUACGAAGUCGUCGAUAAGCUCACGAAUAAGAACGGCUUCCGUUAUUCCUACGCCAUCGCCGACCCAGGCUUCCCCCAUAUCAAAUAUCGCCAAACAGACGUCCGCCCCUACCACGCUCGAUUUAGUUUCGAGGACUCCCCAGCCGCCAUAUCCUUCUCCCAAGACGCGACGGCGGUAACAACUAGUGACGCGUGGCAUACGGCGCGCGCAAAUGUUUGCGCGCGAGAGGGAACAUACUACUACGAGGCGCGGGUGAUAAGCGGCGUUGUCAACGAUCCACAAAACGCCGCCCGACCCGGCGGUCCAGCAUCUUCGUCUCGCGGCCACGUCCGGCUAGGAUUCGCGCGACGCGAAGCAGAUCUCGACGUCAAUGUCGGAGUCGACUGCUACGGGUACGGAAUCCGCGACGUCAACGGCGAAGUAGUGAAUCGAAUGCGCUGCGAAUUUUUCUUCCCAAAAGGCGAGGCCAUCAAUGAAGGCGACGUAAUCGGCAUGCUCAUCACACUGCCCCCACUAGCGCUACACAAAAAGAUCGUCGAGGGAACAUAUGAUCCCGCCGUGGAUGGAGUCGGAGACGGCACCGAUCCAGAUCCCGAUCCCGCUCUACCUUCGCCGCAGACCGGAUCUGCGGCCAAUAUAAUCCGAGACCGCAUUCCUUUCCACUGGAAGUCUGACUUCUGCUGGCAGCAGUCAAACGUCUUUUCAACCAAACAUCUCCGCGACUACGCAUUCAACUUGAAAGAAACGCCCACCUUUGGCCAUCCCUCUCCGCUGAACAGCGAAGAUGCCUCGCUGCGUACACUCCCGGGGUCCAGCAUCACGAUCUUCAAAAAUGGCGUUAAGAUGGGAUCGCCGUUUAAGGAUCUUUAUGCUUUUCUUCCGCCGGCUAGUCGUCUCGCGAACGGUACGAAUAACCUUGGCAUCGGCGAGCGCGAAAAUGCAGACGACGGUAUGAUCGGCUAUUACCCUGCUGUCAGCUGCUAUGGCGGCGGUGCAGUUGAGUGUCGAUUCGAAGGGCCGUGGUGGGUGGGACCGCCUGAGAAGACCGAGACAGGCGAACCCAUUCUUCCCAUCGGCGACCGAUUCAAUGAUCAAAUUGCUGAAGAUGUCGUUGCUGAUAUUGUGGACGAGCUCGAGGCUAUGUUUACAUGGGGCGGCGUGGAUGGGGAUGUCAUUGGCAAUAACAAUACGCCGGAUGGAACUGCCUCUGGCGCUGUUGGUGGCUCGGAGGUUCUGCAAGGUGGUGUUGGGGCAGCGCUUGAUUCUGCGAUUCUUGCGCCGGAGUCGGGCUCGGUGCCUGGUGCUGCAGCUGCUUCUGAUUCCGCGGCGAAUAGUAAUCAGGCUACACCGACUGCGAUUGCUGAUGUCUCUGCGACUCCUGUUGGAAAUGGAAAUGGAAAUGGAAAUGGAAAUGGAAAUGGAAAUGGGGUGAGCAAUGAGGCUGUUAGAACGCCGACUUCUGCCGUGGAGAUUCCCGUUGCUAAACAGGAUUCCGAUGUCGAGAUGACAUGA
Penicillium manginii is the source of this 1923-nucleotide messenger RNA. Its product is annotated as SPRY domain-containing protein. The coding region runs from base 1 to 1923 and encodes 640 amino acids. Gene Ontology annotation, cellular component: Set1C/COMPASS complex. Gene Ontology annotation, molecular function: protein binding; transcription cis-regulatory region binding. The transcript has a single exon. NCBI's taxonomy places the organism in Eukaryota, Fungi, Ascomycota, Eurotiomycetes, Eurotiales, Aspergillaceae. The record is from RefSeq and is a predicted model, not a curated record.